GACGUCAACUGAAUUUGAUUAUUUUCAACGGGUCAAGAUGGCGGAGGAGAGCAGGUUGAAGCAUCGGAAUCACUCUCCGCAAAAUUGCAAAAACAGCAUUUUCGGCGAAGGUGAGCAUGGGGUGGAGGGUGUGCCUCAUAAGAUGAGCCCUGAGGAAGAGGAGGCCCUGUUGUUGGAGGAAGAUGAAGAAGAUGCCUUGUCGGCCAGGCCGAUCCAGAUCGUUGUGGCUCACGAGGACGACCACGCCUUUGAGCUCGACGAGGCGGCGCUGGAGCGCAUCCUGCUGCAGGAGCAUGUGCGCGACCUCAACGUGGUGGUGGUGUCGGUGGCCGGUGCCUUCCGCAAGGGCAAGUCCUUCCUGCUGGACUUCAUGCUGCGCUUCAUGUACAACCAGACAUCUUGCUCCUGGCUGGGUGGGCACGAGGAGCCACUGACGGGCUUCACCUGGCGGGGGGGCUGCGAGAGGGAGACCACAGGGAUCCUGGCCUGGAGCGAGGUGUUUGUGGUGGACAAGCCAGACGGGAGCAAGGUUGCUGUUCUUCUAAUCGACACACAGGGGGCUUUCGACAGCCAAUCGACCAUCAAAGAUUGUGCGACGCUGUUUGCGUUGAGCACCAUGACCAGCUCUGUACAGGUUUACAACUUGUCUCAGAAUGUGCAGGAAGACGACCUUCAACAUCUCCAGCUCUUUACUGAAUAUGGAAGGCUGGCCUUGGAAGAAAUCUAUGAGAAACCCUUUCAGACUUUAAUGUUUCUUAUACGAGACUGGAGCUACCCUUACGAGCAUUCUUACGGCUUAGAGGGAGGCAAGAGUUUCCUGGAGAAGAGAUUACAAGUGAAACAGAACCAGCACGAGGAGCUGCAGAAUGUCAGGAAGCACAUCCACUCCUGCUUCUCUAACAUUGGCUGCUUCCUCCUGCCCCACCCCGGCCUCAAGGUGGCCACCAACCCCAACUUUGAUGGCAGACUCACAGAUAUUGAUGACGAUUUCAAGACUGAGCUAGUCAACCUAGUGCCAAUCUUGUUGUCCCCGGAGAACUUGGUGGAGAAAGAAAUCGGAGGAUCCAAAGUGACGUGCCGAGACCUUGUACAGUAUUUUAAAGCAUACAUGAAAAUAUACCAAGGGGAGGAGCUGCCUCAUCCCAAGUCAAUGUUACAGGCAACGGCUGAAGCCAACAACCUCGCAGCUGUUGCGGGCGCAAAAGACAUUUACAACAAAGGCAUGGAGCAGGUGUGCGGAGGCGACAAGCCCUACAUGGCCCCCGAUCAACUGGAGUGCGGCCACGCGAACCUGCGGCAGGUGGCGGUCAAACACUUCCGCUCGGUCAAGAAAAUGGGCGGCGAGGACUUCUGCCGGUGCUACCAGGAGCAGCUGGAAGCGGAGCUGGACGAGGCCUUCACUAACUUCAUCAAACACAACGAUGGCAAGAACAUCUUCUACGCGGCGCGCACGCCCGCUACGCUCUUCGCCGUCAUGUUUGCCAUGUACGUGGCGUCGCUGGUCACGGGCUUCCUGGGUAUCAACACAGUGGCCACGGUGUGUAAUCUCAUUAUGGGCGUGGCACUGGCUGCGCUCUGCCUUUGGGCCUAUGUGAAGUAUUCCGGCGAGUUCCGCGAGGUGGGCAGUGUCAUCGACCAGGUGGCCGAGACCCUGUGGGAGCAGAGGACGCCACGAAAGGUGAGAGGUGGACAGAGGGGAAAAAGGCUCCUUUUGUCAUUUGAGGCAGAAAUAACUUCAAACGUCACUACUAAUGUCAUUAACACAGCCGCAAUACUUCCCUUGCCUUGUUUUCAGAUCUUUUCCAAACUCUUUGAGGUGGCGAGGAGUCGAGUCCCAUUGGAUUCCUUGAUAACGGCCCAGAGAACGAGACUGGCCUCGAACAACAAUGUCAAGAAGAAAAACUAGCACCUGCUGUUUUUCCCCCCCUUCGCUUAGUUUCCAGUGUCCAUUUUUAGGACUAUAUAUAAAUGUUUUAUUUUUUGAUAGCUCAUGGUCCCCAUGCCAUGCUGGUUUAGUAUUUAAAAACAGCAUUUUAUACCUGGUUCUCACCACAAAUGUAGAAUACAGGUUGGCACUUUCAUGGUUGAAUUCUCAUAUGUUGUGGGGUUUAGGGUGGGUAGGGUGACAUCGGGGAGUGUGUGCGCGCUCAUGAUAAGCUGCCACGAUUUCCAUUUUUGGUAUGGAUGAAUGUACGAACAAACAAAUGAAGCUUGCUUUCUUUUCUUUGCUCCUUUCUCUCCACCUCCAGUUGUAGGUUUUAUCCUUUUCCCCUCCCUUU
Salvelinus fontinalis (brook trout) is the source of this 2279-nucleotide messenger RNA. RefSeq names its product atlastin-2-like. The record is from RefSeq and is a predicted model, not a curated record. Lineage: Eukaryota; Metazoa; Chordata; Actinopteri; Salmoniformes; Salmonidae. Gene Ontology annotation, molecular function: GTPase activity; GTP binding. The coding region runs from base 38 to 1906 and encodes 622 amino acids. The transcript is spliced from 13 exons. Gene Ontology annotation, biological process: protein homooligomerization; endoplasmic reticulum organization.